Messenger RNA from Olea europaea var. sylvestris, 636 nucleotides. RefSeq names its product coiled-coil domain-containing protein 94-like. The transcript is spliced from 2 exons. Gene Ontology annotation, biological process: mRNA splicing, via spliceosome. The record is from RefSeq and is a predicted model, not a curated record. The coding region runs from base 1 to 636 and encodes 211 amino acids. NCBI's taxonomy places the organism in Eukaryota, Viridiplantae, Streptophyta, Magnoliopsida, Lamiales, Oleaceae.
AUGGCAACGAAGAGCUUUUCCUUACCAGACUUGAAGUUUCAGAAGAUUUUAGAGAAGCCAAUGGAGGAGAAAAGGCAGAAGUUUAAGGUAAAGAUGAUGCUUCCUUUCGACGUGUAUUGCGAACAUUGUGGCUUCUGCAUGGGAAAGGGCAAUAGAUUUGCAGCAGUGAAGGAAGAGGCGGGAUGGGAAACGUUAUUUGAGAUACCCAUAUGGAGGUUCAAAUUCAGCUGUUAUUCAUGUUCCGCUCCUUUUGCGAUCAAGACAGAUCCUGGCCGAUAUGACUACGUUGUCGAGGUUUUUGUCAUGGCAACGAAGAGCUUUUCUUUACCAGACUUGAAGUCUCAGAAGAUUUUAGAGAAGCCAUUGGAGGAGAAAAGGCAGAAGUUUAAGGUAAAGAUGAUGCUUCCUUUCGACGUGUAUUACGAACAUUGUGGUUUCUGCAUGGGAAAGUGCAACAGAUUUGUAGCAGUGAAGGAAGAGGCUGGAUGGGAAACGUUAUUUGAGAUACCCAUAUGGAGGUUCAAAUUCAACUGUUAUUCAUGUUCCGCUCCUUUUGCGAUCAAGACAGAUCCUGGCCGAUAUGACUACAUUGUCGAAUUUGGUGCAACCUUGGUUCCUAAAAACGUUAAGCCUUAG